AUGGGCCUCCUGCAAUUGCGGAAAGGCAUGGAUACAUUCGCCAAUCUGCGCCCCGCAUUUUGCUUUCCGGCACUUGUCGAUGCUUCGAGUCUUAAGCGGGACGUGGUCGAAGGUCUCGACAUCAUGAUUGUGCGCGAGCUCACCUCCGGCGUCUAUUUUGGUGAGCCGCGCGGUUUUGAACGCGGCCUUGGCGAUAAGAGUUUCGGCUAUGAAACCUCGCGCUACACCAAAGGUGAAAUCGACCGGGUCGCCCGGGUUGCGUUUGAAAUUGCGCGCGGACGAGGCGGCGACNUUGCGGAUGCUUGCGCCAUGGAACUGGUGCGUGACCCGAAGCAGUUUGAUGUCAUCCUGGCCGGCAAUCUGUUCGGCGAUAUUCUGUCCGAUGCCGCGGCAAUGCUCACCGGAUCUAUUGGCAUGUUGCCAAGCGCAUCGCUUAGUAAUGACGGCAAGCCUGGCCUGUACGAGCCGGUUCAUGGUUCAGCGCCAGAUAUUGCUGGCCAAGGCAAAGCCAACCCGUGCGCGGCCAUCUUGUCACUUGAAAUGGCUUUGCGCUGGUCACUGGGGCGCCCGGACGCGGCUGACAAACUGUUCGCCGCGGUUGGCAGAGCGCUCGAAGCGGGUGCUCGGACGGGCGAUAUUGGCGGCUCUAUGUCGACAACGGAAAUGGGCGACGC
Molecule: messenger RNA, 674 nt
Organism: Ectocarpus sp. CCAP 1310/34
Lineage: Eukaryota; Phaeophyceae; Ectocarpales; Ectocarpaceae
Source: the annotation of a GenBank genome assembly